AUGCAGAGCCUGCUCCUGACUGUCACACUGUUUGUCCUGGUGGCUGUCCUACAAGCUCAGGAUGACCUGCCCUUCCUCUCAGAAGAAAAGAAACUCUCAGGUGUCUGGUUCAUAAAGGCUAGAGUGACUGAAAGGAACCUGACAGAGCUGAGGAGACCUAUGCUACGGAUGACACCUUUCCAGGAGGAACUUCUGUCUCGUGAUGGGACCACAGCAAGGUCUGGAGCCAUCCGACUGGUUUUGGGUCAAAUAUUCUGCUACAUCUAUGAGCUGCCAGUGAAGGACCACUACAUCUUAUAUGCUGAAAACCUUUCAUUUGAGAAAAAAUUCCAAAUGGGGCUCCUCAUAGGAAAGUAUCCAAAAGAAAACCUGGAGGCCCUGGAAGAAUUUAAGAAAUUCACACAGCACAAAGGACUUCUCCAAGAAAACAUGGUUGUGUCUGUGCAGAGGCUGCUGUGUAACCUCGUGCCCUUCACCAGCAGGGCCCUUCUUGUCAUCUUAAUCAUGGGGCCAUCCGAGCUGCAGGUGUAA
Peromyscus californicus insignis is the source of this 531-nucleotide messenger RNA. RefSeq names its product vomeronasal secretory protein 2-like. Gene Ontology annotation, molecular function: small molecule binding. The transcript is spliced from 6 exons. NCBI's taxonomy places the organism in Eukaryota, Metazoa, Chordata, Mammalia, Rodentia, Cricetidae. Bases 1 to 531 code for a protein of 176 amino acids. The record is from RefSeq and is a predicted model, not a curated record.